Molecule: messenger RNA, 360 nt
Organism: Pestalotiopsis fici W106-1
Lineage: Eukaryota; Fungi; Ascomycota; Sordariomycetes; Amphisphaeriales; Sporocadaceae
Exons: 1
Coding region: 1-360 (119 amino acids)
Source: RefSeq, a predicted model, not a curated record
AUGGACGUGUUCCUCGACGUUUUGUUCCGCGAUACGGUGUAUCUGCUUCAGAGCAGAAAGCAUCCAAGGCCCAUGGUCGCGUGGUCAGGUGUUGCUGCGACCAUGGGACCUCCAGUGGGCGGUUCGCUGGGUCGGGUUAAUUGGAAAUGGCUCCUCUGGAUGACUCUGACCAUCUGUGGACUUGCGCCCGCCGCCCCGUUGCUGUUCAUGCGCGUCGAGGAUGGCGAUUCUGGACUAUCGAUAGAGAGCACGACAGCAGGGAAACCUAGAGGGACGACAAGAAUGUCGAUGGAGAGGCUUACGCGAUUGACCUACCUGGGCGAUGCUCUCUUCACCUCGAACAUGCGUGCGAUCCUCUAG